CUUAUUUUACUCCAACUUCGGCGCUCGUUUGGCUUCAAUGAGAUGGAGAUCGUCACUGUAAUAUGGUGUAUAUAACUACACAAAGCAGCUAAAAUUUAAUUCCGGCUUUGGUGGAAAUAGUGGCGAUAUGCAAGAGAAACACUUAAACUGUACAAAACUACGAAAGUUCCUUCCUCAGUGUUAUUACGUAGAGAACCGCAAUGCAUUCUUAUCACUGAUGAUUAUUUCAUACAAACGUUGAAAAGAAACUAGGCGUAAAAGGACGCAUGGAAUCUUUUGAAUAGUUGGAAUAUAACUAGCGAAAUACAUUUGAAUUAACAAAUUCGAAAUUGCUUUUAAUACACUUUUACUUGCAUACAUUAAUUAAAAAAGGAAACAAAACACAGAGGUUACUCUGAUGGUCAAUUUAAAAAAGUUCGCCCCGAUUCCCGAGUUUUCAAAGAAAGAGCAAUCUAACUAUGAAUACGAAAAGGACGAGUAUCCUGCCCUGCUCGAGAGGUUGAUGGCCUGUUUGGAUAGUGUCAUUAAUGACGACUACAAUGCUUAUAAGGCAACACUAGAGGAAAACUCUGUAGAAAUGCAUGCUCUAGAUGCCUCACAAUAUUUUUACAUUGCUCUUUUGGAACUCCAGCCCCAUGUAAUUCAUCAAGCUCGAGAUACCAUUGAACGUUCUGAACAUGUGUAUGAAGAUUUACGAGGUACAGUUGAAAAUUCAAAUGACAACAUUGGAAAUUAUCCUCCAGGGAUGGAACUCCAGGUCUUUUCUUCUACACUUUCCUUGAUGGAUACCAUUUUAGGAUUUCUGGGUGGAUCGCUCUUAGAUUCUAUGAAAGCGACCUAUCGAUUACGCACAACGUACAAUUCAUUCAUGAAGUUGCUGGAAAAUGUAAGAAAAGUACAACAAGAAAAAGAUUCCGGCAUGAUAACUGUUAACGCGGGUAAUGCCGCUUUUGUAGACGAGAUUGUGGAGUCUGGUUCUAUGGCAGGAUACGGCAUUCUCAACUUUCUAGUAUCAAUGUUUCCGCCUUCUUAUUCUCGAAUAAUAUCUUUUAUAUGCUUUAACCCUAGUAGGAAGGAGGCUCUAGAGGGACUGUGGAAAUCCUCAAUGUAUAAUAAUGUACUAGGAGCGAUUUCUCUGGUUACACUUUUCACUUUCUAUGGAAUGAUACAAUCCAUUGCGAGUAUAUCACUUUUCAAUCUCGGGGCUGAGCUGAAUCAACUUGAAAAUUUUAUCCAGAGGUUUAAAGCACGAUACAAUAAAAGUGUGUUAUGGCAAGCAAUGGAACUAAAGAUCUCAUUGCUGACUGGAAACCCUGAAAAGGCUAUCAAUAUUGGAAACCAAACGAUAACUACUUCAGCUGACCAGCUAAUAAAUUUAAAAAGCUUUGAUAUGGCAAUGGCUUAUGUUUGUGUCCGUGACUUUAAAAACGCCUCGAAACAGUUUCUGAUAUUAGAGGAGAAGAACUCUUGGUUUCGGGGAAUGAAUCGGUUUUUUGCUGGUUGCUGCAUGCUCCAACACGCAAAAGAAUUGGAAAAAAUAAAAAAUGCAGAUCGUGAUGAGUACAUUGCGUUUGUAGAAGACGGUGAGAAUCUUUUAGUUAACGCACUGUCUUGUCUGCAAGAAAAAGAAAAAAAGAGUUUACUACCAAUGGAGAAAUUCUCAAUUCGUAAAGUUCUGAAAUGGAAGGGAAAAGCUAAAGCAGAAAAAAAAACACUACUUCAGGUUAUAAGCGUUCCUCCUUAUAUACAAUUUUUGUAUUCCUUUGUAGUUUGUACUUUGGGAUUCAAGGGAUAUGCUGCAAGCUAUAAGCAAGAUCUACUGGAAAGCGAAUGUCAUGAUGAAGCGGAUCUAGCUUUACGAGAUUUAUUGCUUGCAGUUAUAGACAGGAUGCAAAAUGAACAUGAGUCAUCGAAAGCCCGUUUGACUGGAAUACUGCAGUUGAAUCAAAAUGUUUUAUUCCAGGAAGAUAAGGAUUUUUGGGUCAUCCCAUACGCAUAUUAUGAGCUUGCUGCUUCCAAUUGGUUCAUGUAUGGAAUGAAAGCAGAGGGGGAAGUCAGGCACCUAGUAAAAAAGGCAGAGUCGUUUCAGGGUUACGAUUUAGAGGAGCGAAUGGGUAUUCUUGCGAAAAUCGCUUACCAAACAUUAGAUUCCGCCGAUUAGUUUUGGUGAACCAAAAAAAAAAAACUAUAUACCAACUCGAUUACAGACAUACUAGGUAGUCGAUCUGAGAAGUUCCUUCAUCAAGAACUUGAAGCGAUUUGUUUUGGACCAAUGUUUUACCAUGUAUCCCAGUUAACGAGAAUCAUCACUUUCAUACAGUUUUGAAAAAGUAACGAAAUGUAUUAUAUGGCUGGAAGGACUCUGGUUAACAGUUCAAAGAAAAACUCUAUUGUUGCUUAUUACUAAAAUAUAUACCCAAAAGAAUGGUAUAUAUAUAACAUAUUACUCUUUUUAUACUUGCUCUUGCUGCUUACUAUAGGAGAACUACUACGAAGGUCCUGACUAAAAAAAUGGUUGUACCUCUGUAAUAAUCAGUGAAGGAAUAUUUCUGUGAGAGAUAUUAAUUACGAAUGAGUUUUAAAUAAAAUGGGUAUUGAAAAUUUUGCUAGGAGUGCUGAAAGAUCU
Messenger RNA from Schizosaccharomyces cryophilus OY26, 2626 nucleotides. RefSeq names its product outer membrane protein. Bases 398 to 2161 code for a protein of 587 amino acids. NCBI's taxonomy places the organism in Eukaryota, Fungi, Ascomycota, Schizosaccharomycetes, Schizosaccharomycetales, Schizosaccharomycetaceae. The transcript is spliced from 3 exons. The record is from RefSeq and is a predicted model, not a curated record. Gene Ontology annotation, cellular component: nucleus; mitochondrial outer membrane; cytosol.